AGACAACUCUUCCUUUCUGGCACGUGACAACAUCUGCUCCACGUCCAUAGAUUGAAGACUUGCACAUUUUCCAUAGUCAUGCUGCUGGUACUCUGGGUGGCACUGUGCCUGGGGAGUGUGCUCGCUGAUGAGCCGACAUACCCAUUCCCAGUGAACUGUGAAGAACCCAGGGACUGUACAGAAGAUCAGAUUCCCUACUGCAUCAUUGGCCGAGAUGAACCCGUGUAUGGACAUUGUGAGAUACAGGACGCCAUCUGCGAUGGCGAGGAGUGGGACCCCAGCAACAGCUGCUUCCUGCCGUACGCCAUCAGCUGCGACCAACCCGCCGACGAUCGCGAAUGUGGACGUGACGCACGCCCCUGGUGCGUGGUGGGCAGGGCACGGCCAGUGCGAGGUCACUGCGCCAUCCAGGAGGCCAUCUGUGACGAAAACGCCGUGCUUGACAUCAGCAGUCGCUGCCUGCAGUGAGACAACACCCGACUUUCGUUCAACUGUGGGAAUGUUUUAUGAUCAUUACUAAUAAUGUGACCUUUUAUGUACAAUAGACUCACCAUGGGCAAAUAAAACAAU
Messenger RNA from Pomacea canaliculata, 570 nucleotides. RefSeq lists its product as uncharacterized. The transcript has 4 exons. The coding region runs from base 79 to 468 and encodes 129 amino acids. The record is from RefSeq and is a predicted model, not a curated record. Lineage: Eukaryota; Metazoa; Mollusca; Gastropoda; Architaenioglossa; Ampullariidae.